GCGCGAACCGCGCCGACACGCCGAGCACGCUGACCGCACACCAUCCCCACGGCGCGAGGAUCAACGCGAGCAAUGGCGCGCGCGCGAACAGGACGAGAACAGGCGACGCGAGGGUUACGAACACGAGGAGGAGUUCGACCAACGGUCGCAGGCGUCCACCUACCGAGAACGACCAAAGCCCGACAAGCCGAGGUUCGUAAUGUCCACCUUCACGGGUAGUGAUCCGGAGGCUUGGCUCAACCGUAUUGCGCAAUACUUCGAACUGAAUGAAACCGAAGGCCACAACCGAGUAAGGUACGCAGCAUUCUACCUGGAUGGUGAGGCCAAUGUAUGGUGGCAAUGGCUCUCAAUGAUCUACCGUAGGCGGCAACAGAUCAUUACAUGGGCUGACUUUGAGAGAGAAUUGCUCACACGUUUUGGUACGUCCGAUUACCAUAACUACAAUGAGGCUCUCGCACGAAUACGCCAGAUAGGCAAUUUGCAUGAGUACAUCAAGGAGUUUGAACAACUGGCCUGCCGCGUGCGAGAUUGGUCUGAGGAUGCAGUAGUAGGAGCCUUCAUAGGUGGGCUGAGGUUCGAUCUAGCCGCAGAAGUCCGACUGGAGCGGCCAAACACGAUGCAUAAAGCCAUGGAGGUGGCCCGACGCCGAGAAGAUCAUCUUGUGGCAACUCGAAGGGGACGGGCGGAUGCACGCUACCCCGAGACGCGACGCGCACAACCGGACGCAAGCAAUAU
Messenger RNA from Striga hermonthica, 735 nucleotides. The record is from the annotation of a GenBank genome assembly. NCBI's taxonomy places the organism in Eukaryota, Viridiplantae, Streptophyta, Magnoliopsida, Lamiales, Orobanchaceae.